This is a messenger RNA of Bactrocera tryoni, 1818 nucleotides long. RefSeq lists its product as uncharacterized. The coding region runs from base 1 to 1818 and encodes 605 amino acids. The record is from RefSeq and is a predicted model, not a curated record. The transcript has a single exon. NCBI's taxonomy places the organism in Eukaryota, Metazoa, Arthropoda, Insecta, Diptera, Tephritidae.
AUGGCACCCAAGAAAAUGGAAUCAGCUGAAGCCAAGAAGAAGCUGGCUUCAUUUGUUCAACAAAUCAUCCUACUCAACAACACGUUGACUUUCGAUGUCUUGCGUGAGUUCGACGAAGCUGCAGUGGACGUACGUAUCGAGCAAGUGGAUAGGCUGGAAGAAAGGUGCGAUGCUCUCUACAGGCAACUAGAGGACAACGACGCUGAUGAUCUUUUAGCGGAAUUUAUCGAGGUUAAAACCAAGCUGAUACGUCAGCGGCACGCUUGCCGAGCUUCCGAAGCUUACAGCUCUACGACGCAGCCGUUUGCUGGCGAUCAAACUUCAAUUAUUGUCUCUCAGCCAAAGCAGAGGUUACCGGUUCUGCAAAUUCCAACGUUCAACGGUAAAUAUUCGAAUUGGCCAGAUUUUUUCUCGAUGUUCAACACCGUUGUACAUCAGGACGUAGAUUUAUCAAGAAUUGAAAAAUUCCAGCACCUUCGGUCAAGUCUACGUGAUGCAGCGUUGGACACCAUUCGUUCAUUAGAGAUAAGUGAACAAAGUUAUAAUAAGGCUAUUGAUUUGCUAAAAGCAAGAUUUGAUAAUAAACGCUUGAAUUUCCAGGCUCAUAUCAGAGAUAUUUUUCAGCUCAAGAAGGUAGAGGGUGAUAGGGUUGCCAAACUUCGAGAACUCAGCGAUACCGUAAAUGCUCACUUGCGAGCGUUGCAAACUAUGGGAACGAAGGAACAGAUUGCUGACUGCUUACUCAUUCAACUAGUGUCUCAAAAUUUGGACGUCAAAUCUCGCGCGAAAUGGGAGGAACAAACACCUGUAAGCGAAAUACCUACAUGGAAUUCAAUGGCUAGAUUUUUGGAGCAACGCUGCCAGCAACUGGAAAAUGUAGAGAUUGUCCUUGGACUUCCGGAAAAACAGGUAGGCAAGAAAUUGUCAAAUCCCAUCAGUCGUAAGGUGCUUUUAACGGCAGCUGUAUCGGGAUGCAUAUUGUGCAGUUCUAGUGAACACAAAAUUGCAAGGUGCAAGCAGUUUCUCGGCCUUUCACCCACAAUGCGCUAUAAAGAAGCAAAACGGUUAAACCUAUGUUUGAAUUGCCUUCGAGUCGGGCAUUCACUCAAAUACUGCAAGUCCGGACACUGUAGACAUUGCACGUCGAAGCAUCACAGUCUGCUUCAUCAAGACACAAAUUCCUUUCCGACAACUUCACAACCAGUGGCUUCUGAUAAGCCGCCGCAGCUAUCACAACCAACCACGUCUAAUUCGUUCAACCCGUACUCGUUUUCUUCUUCAUCUUUCGGUCCUUCAGCUUCUGCACUCGUCGCAUCUGAAGUUCAGGCUAGCGUUGCUGAAAAAGAUUUCGUUCUCUUAGCAACAGCCAUAAUUUAUGUAAAAAAUCGAUCUGGCUCACUCAUUCCUUGCAGGGCUCUGCUAGAUUCUGCGUCACAAUUAAACUUUAUAACCAAUCGACUCACUAAUCAACUACAAUUAAAGAAGGUCAAAUCUUCACAGUUCAUUUCUGGUAUAGGCCAAAAUGAUUUCGUUGCCAAUUAUAUCGUUAAUUUCGACCUGCAUUCGCGCAUUAACGAUUACAUUGCCAACUUGUCUGCGGUUAUCACCCCCACCAUCACCGAUGUUCAACCAUCUCGUUCUUUAAAGGGUAUUAAUUGGAAUAUACCACAAAACAUAUCCUUAGCAGACCCAUACUUUUUCGAACCGCAGCGCGUUGAUAUGCUCAUUGGAGCUAGUUUAUUCUUUGACCUGCUCUGCGUUGGCCAGAUACGUCUGGCUGAAAAUUUACCACUUCUACAAAAAACAAAGCUAGGGUAG